AAAUCUUAAAGUCGAUAAAGGCUGCGUGCGUCACGUCACUGCGCAAUCAAGCACGGAAAUAAAAUAACAGCUGUUCUACAAUAUUCGUUCGGGCAACUCAGUCAGCAGCUGUAGCACGCACGUAGCUGAUUUUCUUCGGAUUACGUUUCGUUGAACGGUGCUUCGCUUUCUCAUUGUUGUUUAACUGAUCGUGUGCUUUGGGUCUAUUGUUUCGUCUACUUUUCAACGUAAAUUAUUAACAAAGAUUUAAGGGUUGACGUUUGAAGUGUGUGACACGUACUUGUGGAUGCUGCAGUAUCGAUGCUAUGUUUACCAAAAUUUCUAGUUCGUUGUUAUUGUGACGAGUUGAAAUGCCUGGUGGAUACGUGGACAGCAUAAAGAGUUCCAAAGUGAUAUGUUUAUAUAAUUUUGUUUAGAUAGGUAGUGAAGGUUGAAUAAAUACAUAACUGACAAUGUCUAACACUGUUCCAACGAGUUCAGCCCUCAGGGCUUUAGCGUUGGAGUACAAGAGUCUGCAAGAAGAACCUGUAGAAGGUUUCCGUGUUAAAUUGCUAGGAGAGGACAAUCUAUUUGAGUGGGAAGUGGCAAUCUUCGGACCGCCGGAUACACUUUAUCAAGGUGGAUACUUCAAGGCACACAUGAAAUUCCCCCCUGACUACCCGUAUUCACCACCAUCCAUUAGGUUUUUAACUAAAGUCUGGCAUCCAAAUGUAUAUGAAAACGGAGAUCUUUGCAUAUCGAUUCUCCACCCGCCCGUGGAUGAUCCUCAGUCUGGCGAACUGCCCUGCGAACGUUGGAACCCUACACAAUCGGUUCGCACCGUACUCCUCUCUGUAAUCUCACUCCUCAACGAGCCGAACACCUUCAGUCCGGCGAACGUCGAUGCAAGCGUGAUGUACCGCCGCUGGCGUGACUCGAAGGGCAAGGACAAGGAGUACGAGAACAUUAUUAGGAAACAAGCGCAAGUCGCCCGUAUGGAGGCUGAAAAAGAAGGCAUAGUUGUACCGCUGACAUUAGAAGAUUACUGCAUUAAAACACAGGUCAAGUCAACGACGCACGAGCCUCAGCUGGACAUGACUGAUUUUUACGACGACGAUUACGACGAUCUGGACACGGAUUCGGACGAGGAGCUCGAGGGGGGUGACGGCGACGGCGACGACAGCGGCAACGGGGAGUCGUGAGGCCGCGCCCCCGCGCCCCUCUGCCGCCACGUCCCGACCAAACGUGUACGGACCUCUAUACAUUAUGUAGCACAUCACUAAUAAACGUGUUGUCCUAUAUCAAUAUUAGAAGAAAAAAAAAACAUGAAAUCACAGAUAAUAUAGAAAUAAAAAAAAAAAAAUAAAAAAACUGUCGGUCAGAUUGUGUUUCAAGAACUCUAUGUAGCAAGCACAUCACUAAUAAACGCGUUGUACUAUAUCAACAUUAGAAGGAAAAAAACAUGAAAUCACAGAUAUAGAAUUAAAAAAAAAAAAUUAAAAAACUAUCGUACAGAAUGUGUUUCAAAAUUUCUUAAAAAAAAAAAAACAAAAAAGUUUUAAUAUUUUCAACGUUAAUUUGUACUGUACUACAUUUUCUGUUGAUUAUAAAUCUUUUUUUUUUCCGACUAUACUAUAAUAACAACAAAAAAACUAUGUUUAAGAAAACAACGAUUCACGCAUGUAAAUAAAGUUUAGGUACCUACUUGAAGCGACGUUUGAGAAAAUAAGUAUUUAAGUAGUUCGAUCGUACGCGGAUCGCAAUACUAAUAAUGCUAUACACAAUUUAUUUAAUACGUUAGCUUGUUAACUGACAUAGUUUUAAAUAAAUUUUCAUUUUGCGUAGCUUAUUUAGUAUACGUACGUAAUGAUAAAUUCGAUGGGAAACUAUUGUAGAUGUGACAUGAAUGUGGCUGUAUUCAUGAAUCGUAUCGAAUGCUUCUAAUUAUAUUCAUAGUAGUAGCUGAUUAAUAAAACUGAUCGUCGUUUAUACAAAACAUUUAAUGUGUAAUAAAAUAAAAACAACGCUGUAAUAUUAAUUUAAGGAUGUUUUGAAAGGGUACAUAAAUCAAUGAAAAACACUAUACACAUAUUGCUACUUGAAGCGAUACGUCAGUAGGUUAGAAGUAAAUUAACAGGGAAUGUAAAUGAGGUAACAGGCUCCCAAUCUACACUGAGAAUUUACGAUGAUUCGAAUUACGAUCUUAACUCUUUGAAUCAAGGUAGACUUUCGGUACGAUAUUCGAUCUAAUUGAUUAGGUCUUUUUACAAUCACAUCGAUGCCAGUACGGGGCUCGUUCGUACUAAAAUGGAACCGCUGCACUUAUCUACAAUACGUUUCUGAGAGAUCAUUUUGCAAAUGACCUAGUGGUAAGACCUCUUGUCAAUUGCUCUAUGGCAAACCAGAGGGCCGCAGAAGUCGUGACAGACUCAAACGCCGAUGGUUGGAUGGCGUGGAGCGCGACCUCAAAAAUAUCGGUGUCAAGAACUGGAAGGAGAAAGCCCUGAACAGAGCAGUCUGGAGAGACAUACUGGACCAGGCUAAGGCCCACCCUGGGCUGUAAGGCCUAAGAUGAUGAUGAUGAAGACCUCUUGUGAGUCCGCACGGGUAGGUACCAUCACCCCGCCUAUUUCUGCCGUGAAGCAGUAAUGCGUUUCGGUUUGAAGGGUGAGGCAGCCGUCGUAACUAUACUUAGAUCUUAGAACUUAUAUCUCAAGGUUGGUGGCGGCAUUUACGUUAUAGAUCUCUAUUGGCUCCGGUAACCACUUAACACCAGGUGGGUAAUAAAAAAAAAUUGAAAAAAGCAGUGGCUCAGGUGUGCUCCCGGCGCUUACGAUGUCCAUUCAGAUAGAGGUGUAUAUACAGCGUGUGCAAAAUCCGUGUCCAAUCUACGUUAAUAGAAAUGCUCAACCAAAAAGGUCCUUGUGCGGACAAUAAUAAAAAUCAAUGCCGGAAGAUAUUUAGCAAAAAUUCUAAUUUAGCCUUAGACAAAACUAAUUUCAAUGAGUAUAAUCGACCACUAGUCCACAGAGUGUCGCCACUGUAUUUACGAAGUUCGCAGCAAACUCUUGUAUCCAUAAUUUAAGUGUGAUUUUUAAAACUUUGAUAUUGAAUUUGAUUUGUCUCUGUCAUUAUAAAUACUGACUAAAUAAGUAAGUACUUGUUAUAUGUAGCCUACAUUUCCUGUUAAUUUAUUUUUGAUCAUCAUUUAAAAUCUAGCGGUGUAAAUAAGAGAAACAAACGCGUCAAUUCAAUUUAGAACACUUCACAUUUUGAACAAAACUGAAUGUUUGAAUAUUUUCGAAACGUUUUCAAUUGUACCCUGUAACAAAUCUAGUUCUGUCAUAGGAAAUUGUUGAUUUUGAAUUGUAAAUUGUAAUAAAAAUCACAUAACAGUAGAUUUGGUAUAUAUGACAAGGACUUUUUUUUUAAUAAAAGAAAAAUAUGAAUCUCAGCGAGACCGAACUGAGAGGGCAACGGAGAGAAGGUUGAAGGAAAGUAUUUAGUGUUGUUACUGCUUACUGAUUCUCAGUGCAAAGGCAUAAUGCUUUCAGAUCUGAAACCCUCUAAGGUAAAUCUAAGAAAAUAUUUUUAUUAUAGAAUUAAUGGAAUAAAAAUAUAUUGUUGAAGGGUUAAUAAAAGGACAUGUAGCAUGUAAUUUAUCGAAACAGUACGUUGAGAUAGAUACCUAGUUGCUCUUCAGUGGAUUGAGUGCUAGUUUUUCUGUGGAAUUCACCACGAAUACGAAUGCGAACGCGUUGUAAAAUAGAUACAUGCGAGGUGACAACGAGACGUAUUCGCUUGAGAGUUGGUUCCGUGUCAGGCUACAUUCAUACAUUUAAGUCGAAUUAAUUAUUAUUUUUAUUUAAUUUUUAUUGCCUUUGUAGGCAGACAAGCGUACGGCCCACCUGAUGGUAAGUGGUUACCGUCGCCCAUGGACUUCAGCAAUGCCAGGAGCAGAGCCAAGCCGCUGCCUACCUUUACCGACCUACCUACCUAUUUUAUAAAAUGCAUUGUCUAUAAGAUCUAAAUGUAUACUACAUACUAAAUUCUGAACUGAAUAAUUUAUAGUUUGUGGCAUCCUUUAGAGUUUCGUCAUGCCCUUUUUUUGGUUGGUUAUGACUUGAAUAAGUAUUCGCGGAAAGGUUUUGUGAUAUAGAUUUUUUUUGUCCUACCUAUUCGGUAAUAGCCUGAGGCUAUUCCAGUUACGCCCGCAAGUGUAGGUCAGCAGCUCACGGGCUCUACUUGAGAGGAUACCUUAAGGUCAAUAUUCGCAUGAACACGACGGUGAUCACCGAUAAUACAAUUCGAACACAUAAAUGGCGCCGUUUCUCCUGUUAAGGAAAAAAGUUUGGAUUUGUCUAUGCACUUUUGCUACAUAUAGUACAUAUAAUGACGUCGUACCUGUGAAUCGACUGACUCCCAACAAUGUAUAUUAUUAAUUGUACAUUUUAAAAGUCAAAUGAACAGUAGUAGAAAUACUUAGAAUCCUUAGAAUUUGUACUAAACGAAUAAAUGUUGCGUAAUGUUUGUGUAAAGCGAAAUGUAUUGCACCUUAGCUGUGUUGAACGAAUGAAAAUGUUUGAUGAUUGUGACGCCAAUAAUAUAGAUAAACGUUUAUUAUUGCAGUCAGUCGCCAGUGCUUAACUUAUAUUAUAUCAGAUGUCUCAAUAAUUGAUUAGAAUAUAAUCGACGCUUGAAAGGCAAAAAUGACUAAGCGACAAUAACUGCUUUGUACAUAAAUGAUAGGCAAUAACAAUUUUCGAUGUGCAAAAAAAAUAUAUUUCUAGGUUUAUUAAAAUCAUUUCAAUCCUACAGCUACUAGCUAGAUUCGUUAAAAUCAAUUUUGUUUUCAGGUAUUUCAACUUUAAAUUAGUCUACUGUAAAGUUCACGCAUUGUCGCUUAGUCACGUUUGCCUUUCAAGCGUCGUUUAUAUAUAUUUUAAUUUAUCGUACCACAUCCAUCGAAUGCUGACGAUUCGUUCUCUAAUCCUUGAUGCACGUUGCAGCAAUAGGCGAGAACUUAGUGCGUAGUUCAAUGUACUUGAUGUAUAGUAGUCGUAGAUGGUUAAUAAUAAUAUUUUGAAGAAAAUAUCGGAUUCAAUAAAGCACUAAUGACUAUGCCGGAAACCUUAAUGCAUUAUUUUUUUCAUUAAUUGUUUAAUGUUUAAAGUUGUCAAUCCUGCUUGCCUAUAAUAGAGUAAAUUUUUAGUAGAACCCAGUUGCUUGUAAUACAUAAGUGUGUCACUUACAUACCUGCUAUUGAUUUUUAUUUCAAAUUCCUCCAAUGCUUUGCUAAAUUAGGAAAUGUAGUAUUGGCAAAAGUAAAGAGUCUAAAUUUAUAUUACGUAUAUGAUUACUGUGCUUGUAAACAUUUGAAAACUGUGUUGAUUUAGAUAAAAUGUAUUCUGUAAUUUAGUUAGUAGGAUUAGCAAAAUUAAGCAUCCUGCUAAAUAUUGCUUUUUUUUCAUAACAGUGACUUUUCCUUUUCUGAUAUUUGUUCUCAUGUUCAAGAUUGAAAAAUAGAAUUAAAAAACCAUGUUAUGUCUAAUAUGUGUAUUAACUAAACGCGUUUUGUUUAAAAUGGCAUCUUCAGUAUGUUACGUUAAUUUACUUACCUAUCGUAUCUAAGCAUUACAGAAGAAUUCUUUAGUUUCACCGAGACGAAUUUGAUGAUAGGUCAUUUUUAAGUUUUAAUUAAACAAGUUCAAUUGUAAAAUUAUUGAAUGAAAUUAUGUUUGUACUUUCCCUCUCUCUCUCAUUGAAAAGUUAAGAUUUAAGUAAAAUAAUAGGCGGUUUGGAAAAAUAACGUAGGAAAAUUAAAAGGCAAGAACGUUAAGUAAUAACUACUUGAUUAUAUUAAAUUUAAUAAAACAAAUGUGUUUUGA
Bombyx mori (domestic silkworm) is the source of this 5867-nucleotide messenger RNA. RefSeq names its product ubiquitin-conjugating enzyme E2 R2. Gene Ontology annotation, molecular function: ubiquitin conjugating enzyme activity. Gene Ontology annotation, biological process: ubiquitin-dependent protein catabolic process; protein polyubiquitination. NCBI's taxonomy places the organism in Eukaryota, Metazoa, Arthropoda, Insecta, Lepidoptera, Bombycidae. The record is from RefSeq and is a predicted model, not a curated record. Bases 453 to 1181 code for a protein of 242 amino acids. The transcript has 5 exons.